AUGUUGAAAUACGAAACUAUCGUCUCUACGGAGGUUACAGGACUCUCAUUCGAGUUCCUACCAGCGGAAACUAUCAGAAAGAUGUCUGUUUCUGAAAUAUCUAACACAGGACAUAAUGGCGAAGAAUCUACGGAGCGAUCUUGUAUCCAUGACUCGGCACUCGGUCCAAGCGAUCUGUGCAACAUAUGUUCGACAUGUAAUGAGGUUUCAACGUGUGACGGACAUAUGGGACACAUCAACUUUCCACUGCCAUUAUACCAUCCGCUGUUGCUACCGAGACUGACGAAACUGAUAAAAGGAACGUGCCUAUAUUGUCGUAGGCUAAAAUUGCCAGAACAUAGAAUGAUCAAAUAUGUAAAGCUGUUUGAUCUACUGCACGCUGGACUGGUAUCGGACAUGUUGCUAUUCGACGACUGGUGUCCCGAUACCCCCAAACACCUUGUACUGGAGGAGUCGCAAAAGACGCCGUCCAGAGCGGCAGCUGAUAAACAUCUGGAUGAUGUUACAUCACUGACAAGCUUGGGUUCAAUUACAUCCAAGGAGCAAUAUUUACAUGAGGUUAUGAGCAAGCUGGAUUCCAAGAGACGGCAUAUACCUUCUGAAACGAACAACCGUACAACAUCUAUCGAUUGCAACACAACAAAUGAUGGCGAAAGUGCGGGGAACGAUCUUGACGGUCUACCUACGAAAAAAGCAAAGUCUAUGGUGCCACCGUCGACCACCGGUAAAGGUGGUAGGUCGCGACAUUUUGAUAUGGCCUUCUGGAACGAGUUACGGAAUCGUUUCCUAACGGAAGCAGGUAAUACUAUCCAGUGCCAUAACUGUAAACAGAGAGAUGUGUUCCUAAUCAAACCGUCCAACGAAUUUAGCUCGAUUGAAAUUUCGUGGCCUUAUGAUAUCGAGGAACCACCCAUCAUAGACUAUCUUGCUAGCUACCAAUGGAAUGCCGAAGGUAACGAUAUCACCGAUUUACAGAGCGAUGCUACGGGUGUGAUACAGGGUCUAGUACCCCCGGUUCUCAACCGUUUAAGCGUUACUGGCCGUUCUGUGAGACAGAUUCACUUGCAAGCAUUUCAUGUGGUACCGUAUAUACAAGAGCUGUUUAAACAAAAUAAACUAGUCCUUAGUCAUAUAUUUCCACAGUCACGUAGGAUGGGAUGGAAAAUGUUCAUGAUGUUCUGCAUGGGAGUCCCUGCGAAUCGUUUCAGACCAGUAUUAGCCACUGCAGGCCGACGCGUUGCGCUGCAUGCCCGUUCCUCAGCGUUGUUGAGUAUACUUUCGGCUAGGGAAACCGUCUGCGCGCUUUUGAAGAUAGGAAAUGCGGCCAAUCUAGCCAGAUGUCUGCGUGACACCGAUUAUGCCCAAAGCUUAUUAGGUAGUAUUGAUGAUCGUCAAGUGCAAGCAUUCCGUGAUUACAUAGUCAGAUGUGGUCCGGACUUUGAAACUGCUGUGUUGAAUGCCAUAAACAGCCUGCAAAACAAAAUUGCGGUAUAUUCGGACGGCAGAAAAAGCCUCACUGCGGGUUCCCCUAAAGCAAUUCUACACCAAGGUAUAAAACAAGCCCUUGAAAAAAAAGAUGGUGCCGUAAGGCAUAAUAUGUUGGGUAAGCGUGUCAAUUACGCAGCACGUACGGUUAUUGCACCAGAUUGUUUCCUGGACACGAACCAGAUGGGUAUCCCUCUCAUGUUUGCAACCGAGCUUACUAUCCCGGAAAACGUCACAUCCUACAAUGUAAACUUGCUAAGGAGGCUACUGGUCAAUGGACCAAGGGUGUACCCUGGAGCUAACUUCUACCGCGAUGAACACGGUAAAUUGUAUAACUUGGGAGCGCUGACGUUCAAUGAACGUAAAGCUAAAGCAAAGUUACUCAUGACAGACAGCUCAGACGGAAAAUUGCCGCGUGUAGUAUACCGCCAUGUGUUGGACGGGGAUGUGGUACUGAUGAACCGGCAGCCGACGCUGCACAAGCCCGGUAUCAUGGCACAUUUUGUAAAGGUCCUUACAAACCAGAAGAUAUUUAGGCUAAACUACGUAAACUGUAACACUUACAAUGCAGAUUUCGACGGUGAUGAGAUGAACUUACACCUACCACAAGAUCCAUUAGCACAGUCCGAGGCGAGACUUAUCAUCAAUGCGGAUUGCCAGUUUACGGUGCCAAAAGACGGCCAACCGAUAAGAGGUCUUAUACAGGAUCAUUGUAUAGGAGGUGCAUAUCUAACAUGUCGUGAUACCUUUCUAACCCGCGACCAAUACUUUAAUCUGGUCUACGUCGCUUUGCAAGAGUUUUUCCGAUGGGACCGUACAAUGUACAUUCGUCCGGAAACUGGGAUUGUGAGGAUGCAAGAUGGCGUGGAGUUGGAUAUACAGUUACACCAGUUGACUAAGCGUCUUAAGAUACUGAGUGACCCCUAUGCGCGGCGAUGUGCCAACCGCAACACGGAGAUACACCUGGAAGAACCGGCUAUUAUAUUCCCACAAUUUAGAUGGACGGGAAAGCAGGUGAUAACCACAAUAUUAAAGACUAUAGUUGAUGGUAUCGCACAGGGAUUACGCAGUACAGAUGUGAACUUCUUACGGAACUACAAGGGUAUCAACCUUGUUUCCAAAUCAAAGACUCCGGGUGAUGCCUGGGGUGGAGUCAUGGACGGUAACAAAGAGGAAGGCAUCAUAAUAAUCAGGAAUUCAGAGCUGCUGCAAGGUGUAUUGGACAAGUCGCAGUUUGGUUCGACCCCUUAUGGGUUGACCCAUCUAGUGUACGAGCUGCUAGGCCCACGGGCAUCAGGAUGUCUGUUGAACGCAUUUUCCUACCUAUUCACAUCGUUCCUGCAGAUGCAUGGAGUUACAUGUAGUCCUAUGGAUUUCAUAUUGACUUGUGACGCUGAACGUGAUCGCAACCGUAUCCUGCGUCGUAUCAAGCAUGGAGGUAUCCACCUACAGCAACUCUUCAUUUCAGCAUUCUCAAACGGGCAAAAUGAUGUUGAAAAAACUGAAAGUGGUACUCAUAGAUCUUCCAAAGAAGUUGGUUCGGAUUCUUUGUCUAUUUUCAAAAAAAUGUAUGAUCAACUAAAGGAUUUUCCAGCUCUGAAAUCUGAGCUGCGUGGCGUGGCUAUAGAAUCGCUAUCAGACAUGAGAAACGUUCUAGGUAUUGUGUCCAAAUAUCUGGAUAAAAACACUAUCGUGCCCGAGAGUAGACGCAAACUUGCUGCUAUCGUAUCCAGCUCACUUGAAGCCCUGUGCGCAGUACCGGAGCUACGUGGGUUCGUGCUUGGACAAAUGCCACGUGUUGCUGCAAUAGAUAAAGAGGAGCCCCUGGCCAACGAAAAUUUAGUCAUGAAACAGUAUCCGUCGUGGCAAAAAAACUACGAUAUGGAUGUAAGAGCAUCUCGUAACGCGUCUGAUCGGUGCUACACGCUUGGUGACUCCAGUGAAACGUGUUCAUCGCUCUACAGUUUGAUAAAUGAGCGUUUCAAGGGUAAUGAAAAGGUGUUUUACAAAAUGUUUGACCGUUUUUUCCAGGGUAACAUUACUGGCGCCUCUAGUGAAGCUAGCAAUGUUGUAGAUAGGACACUAUUGAAAUUCCCACAGAAUGGGUUUGCUGGUAUGGUAUUGACAGGUGCUAAGGGAAGCAAAGUCAAUUUUAGCAUGAUUUGCAGUUUGCUUGCACAGCAGAGUCUUGAAGGGCGUCGAGUACCGGUCAUGCCUUCAGUUCGUACAUUACCAUCGUUCGCAUUUGGUGACCUAGGUUCACGUGCUGGUGGAUUCAUUACAGAUCGUUUUCUCACUGGUCUGAGACCUCAGGAAUACUUUUUCCAUUGCAUGUCUGGGCGUGAAGGUUUAGUGGAUACAUGUGUGAAAACGGCGAAAUCAGGUUAUUUACAACGUUGCGUUUUGAAAGCGAUGGAGGAUGUCAUAUGUUGUUAUGAUUCAACUGUACGCAGUUGUGAUGGGACGAUCAUCCAGUUCGCCUACGGUGAGGACGGUAUAGACGUACAGAAGUCCGCCUAUUUGAAACGCCCCAAAGAUAUUGUCGACAAUGCUGCACUGGUCGGUCGUGGACUAGGGGAUACCCCGUUGAAGUUUGAAUCAGGUUUCUCCAAGCUAUUGGGUGGAACGUUUAAAACACCCGAAGUACAGGAAACUUUAUACCGACAUUACAAACGUUCCAAAUGCGAUCCUGGAGAAGCUGUUGGAUGCGUUGCUGCGCAGUCGAUUGGUGAACCUGCCACUCAGAUGACCCUAAAUACAUUCCACUUGGCUGGUCACGGGGCUACCAAUGUGACUUUAGGUAUACCACGUUUAGUCGAAAUUUUGCAGACUACGGGAAACGCUUCAACACCAUACUUCUCUGCUCCGCUCUUGGGCAAUUCACACGAGGAGAUGGCACAGAAUGCGCAGGUUGCAAUAAAUGCGCUGCGAACAGUGCCACUCACUGACGUGAUACACUCGGUGGCCGUUGAGGAUGCUAUUUAUGUUGACGCCAACGGAGAGAAGUUUUACGAGUAUGAAGCUAGUGUCCAGUUCGAGGAUUUGGCAGCAUUCCAGAGUGCAGUGGAUUCCAUAGAUCUAUUCACCAUUUUGAGAAUUACAGCACACUGUCUUCUCAACGGUUUUUUGAGGAAGGCCACUGGACUUAUGAUCGUUACCAUGGAUAGUAAUGUGCUAUGCGAACUUACGGAGAACAGUGAUUACCUUCAAGAGUGUUGGAGGCGUUUAGUGUUGAUGACAGCCCUUAGGAAGAGGGGGAAAUUAGCUACACGUAUCCGUAAGAUGGCAUUGCUCGCGGGAGGGUCGAAGGAUGCCGCUUUGGGCACCUCCACUGCUAAGAUGUCACUAUAUACAGGCGAAGGUAUGGAAAAUGCGUCAUCUACCAGCAAUAAAGAUGACGCUGGUAGCGAUGACGAAAUGCCUGAACCUGUGGAAACGGAUGAAAUCGAGACUGCAGAACCGUCGGACACGGUGGAUGACGACCCUGACCAAGAAAAGAACAGUGAUCAUGAGGAUUCGGAUCCUGAAUCACAGGAUGACUCAGAUAUUGAUGGUGCAGAUGCGGAAGCAACCUCCAAUACUUCCGACGAGGAAAAAUAUGAUUCCGCACUAUCUGACUCGGGUGAUGUGACGGCCAUAGGCACUUCGACACCAUCUCGUGAUGUAGGCACUGUGAAAGUCAAUAAUCCCAGUAGUGUAUCAAGGAAAAAGCAAUCUGCACAACUUACAAAUCCGGAAACUCCCGGCGGCGAAACCCGAAGCAAGGAUCAAGCUUCUAUGAGUUUCGAGAAUGACAUAAAGCGUGGAAAACAGGCCAUGAGCUCGCUGGAUGCGAAGGUUUUCCAUUUUGCAAAGUCUUUAAGAUACUGUGCGGAAACUGGACGUAUGGUGCUGAAGUUUGGCUGGCCCUUUAAAAAGUGCCCUUACCACCUGAACUUCUUGCCACUCUUGCGUCAGGAGACAUCAGCCCAGCUUUUACGUAACUCACCUGGAGUGAGACAGGCAAGAGUGGUAUGUACCUCUCAUGACGGUGAAGAGGUGUACAAUCUAUAUUGUGAUGGGACAAAUUUGCAGCGGUUGUUUUUGCUUAAGGAAGGUUUGGUUGAUCUCAACCGCAUCCGUAUAAACGAUAUCGCUACGGUGUUACGAUAUUACGGUGUGGAAGCAGCGCGUGCUUCUAUAGUUUCUGAGCUACAGAAUGUUUUUUCUGUAUACGGUAUCAAUGUGGACUACAGACACCUGUCGUUAAUCGCUGACUUCAUGACCAACAGGGGAGAUAUCAGGACAUUCAACCGAUACGGCAUGGCACAUCACUCUUCUCCCCUGCUACAGAUGUCGUUUGAGUCUACAACUAAGUUUAUGAUGGAUGCUUGUGAGCGUGGUGGCUACGACAAUUUAGGUUCGCCGGCGGGAGCGAUAAUAGCUGGGCGCCCGGUGAUGCUGGGAGGAGGUCUUUGCAAGGUUUUGCCACAGGUCGAUUUGCGUGGAUCAAAUGAAUCUUCUGCACGUUAUCCUUCAAGUGCCUAUGAUCAACAAGUCUCGGCAUCACGUCGUAUGGGUGUGGAAUCGUUCGUGUUAGAUGGCUAG
Babesia sp. Xinjiang is the source of this 6072-nucleotide messenger RNA. RefSeq names its product DNA-directed RNA polymerase I subunit rpa1 (gene rpa1). The record is from RefSeq and is a predicted model, not a curated record. The transcript has a single exon. NCBI's taxonomy places the organism in Eukaryota, Apicomplexa, Aconoidasida, Piroplasmida, Babesiidae. Gene Ontology annotation, cellular component: RNA polymerase I complex. Bases 1 to 6072 code for a protein of 2023 amino acids. Gene Ontology annotation, molecular function: DNA-directed RNA polymerase activity; DNA binding. Gene Ontology annotation, biological process: DNA-templated transcription.